ACAAAAACAGCUGCUCGAUAUUUCAACCUAAUUUAUGGGAAAUGUUGAGGUUAGUGUGGUUGCGUAGUACAAUAAAAAGUAUUUUUCAGAAUGAGUAAUUUUUUAAAUAUCACCGUAAAUACAACUGCAAAUAUAUUUCGUAAUAGUACACACCGCUUACUACAUCGCGCACCACUCUUGGCACAAUCACUAAAUAAGGCAACCGCUCCAAAAGCUUUAUCAUUCUUCAGCAAACCAAAAAGUGUAAUUUUAAGAGCACCGGUACGAAAUCGUUGUUCCCCAGCCUAUGAUGUGAACACGAACGUCACCAAGGAUGUGAUACUCUUUAAAUAUGAGAACCCCAGGUACUACAAUGUGCUGAACAUUUUUGCCCUGUGUCAGUUUGUUUUCUGGACGUAUCUGUCACAUUUUGCGUUUACAACACUCAAAGAUGCGCCUGUACUGGAAUUACCUGAAGACGAAUUAGCAUGGUAUCAACGUAUAAAUCUUGGAGAAAAUAAAUAUAGGAACGGCAUUACCACAUUCUGUUUUCUAAUAGGGUACGGAAUCCUCUGUGCUGCCUGGUUGUUCACGUUACGUUCUGUGCGUUACCUUAUUCUUCGGAAAGGUGGAAAGGACGUUGCAUUUGUAACAUAUGGCCCUUUCAACAAAAACCGCAUAUUGCAGGUACCACUGAAAUAUGUUUCAGCUCAGGAGUCACGCGAUUUAGCACGCUCCCAACUACCCAUCAAAGUGAAAAAUCGUGUUCUUUAUUAUGUACUUGACAUGCGUGGGGAGUUUCGAAAUCCAAAGUUAUUUGAUCAUACCGCAGGCUUGAAGCGACGUAUUGAUUAAAAACAUGUGCUGCUAGUUUUACUGCUUAGUUAAUAAAAGUGUUUAUUUACUCAUAUUCAGUACGUUAAUUACUUAGGAGCGAACUUAUUGAUAUACAGGUUGAUGAUAUUAGGCUUGGAAAUUAGUAAACUGGUUCAGGCUGUUGUGUGAUUAAUAAUCCAAAACGUUUCUUUAUAGUCAAACGUUGGCGCGAGUAUUUAUCUUCUGGCGAGAAACGAGCUGGAUGAGCAGAAAUUGUUGGGUGUCCAUCUUCAGUGCGUUUCUAUUUAAAAAAUUAAACUCUUAGUUUUUGUACAUACAUGUGUUAAAUAUAAUAUAUCUUGCCUUCAAUGUGUAGACGCGUUCUCCUUUUUCAUUCAAUGUGUACAUAAGAUACAUUUUAUUAAAAAAUUUUAAAAUAAAGUAAACGAUGCGAUUUAUUUAUUUCACACGUGUUUUGCACAGCUCCUCAAUGAGAAA
Anastrepha ludens (Mexican fruit fly) is the source of this 1293-nucleotide messenger RNA. Its product is annotated as transmembrane protein 223. The transcript has 2 exons. Gene Ontology annotation, biological process: nervous system development. Lineage: Eukaryota; Metazoa; Arthropoda; Insecta; Diptera; Tephritidae. Bases 91 to 834 code for a protein of 247 amino acids. Gene Ontology annotation, cellular component: mitochondrion. The record is from RefSeq and is a predicted model, not a curated record.